Messenger RNA from Carlito syrichta (Philippine tarsier), 1549 nucleotides. RefSeq names its product DDRGK domain containing 1 (gene DDRGK1). Bases 71 to 982 code for a protein of 303 amino acids. The transcript is spliced from 7 exons. The record is from RefSeq and is a predicted model, not a curated record. NCBI's taxonomy places the organism in Eukaryota, Metazoa, Chordata, Mammalia, Primates, Tarsiidae.
GUCGUUGGGAGGGACCGAGGAGAUCCCGGGCCUGGGGGUGGACGCGCUGUGCUGCCGGGAGGCCGUCGUCAUGGUGGCGCCCGUGCUGUACUUGGUGGCGGCGGCUCUGCUGGUCGGCUUCAUCGUCUUCCUAACUCGCAGCCGGGGCCGAGCGACAUCAGCUGGUCAAGAGCCACUGCACAAUGAGGAAGAGCCAGUAGUAGCAGGCCGUGUGGCCCCACCUCGGCCCCUGGAGCCUGAGGAGCAGAGAACUGGAGGCAGGCCCCGGCGCCGGAGAGACCUCGGCAGCCGCCUGCAGGCCCAGCGUCGAGCCCAGCAGGUUGCCUGGGCAGAAGUGGAUGAGAACGAGGAGGAGGUUGCCAUCCCAGCCCAGGAGGAAGAAGGUAUUGAGAAGCCAGCAGAAACUCACUCAUCAGGGAAAAUUGGAGCCAAGAAACUACGGAAGCUGGAGGAGAAACAGGCGCGAAAAGCCCAGCGCGAGGCAGAGGAGGCUGAACGUGAGGAACGAAAACGCCUUGAGUCCCAGCGUGAAGCAGAGUGGAAGAAGGAGGAGGAACGACUUCGCCUGGAGGAAGAACAGAAGGAGGAGGAAGAGAGGAAGGCCCAGGAGGAGCAGGCCCGGCGGGAGCAUGAGGAGUACUUGAAACUGAAGGAGGCCUUCGUGGUGGAGGAGGAGGGUAUGGGUGAGACCAUGACUGAGGAGCAGUCCCACAGCUUCCUGACAGAAUUCAUCAACUACAUCAAGGUAAGAAGUUGCAGAACAGAGUGCAGGUGUCAGCUCCCUGCCUUGUGUAUGUGUGUGGCCUCAAGGGGUGGACAGUUCACUCAAGCUUGUGCAGAAAUGGGCAGGGGAGCCCAGAGAAGCAGAGCUGCCAGGGUCCUGGCCAGGAGAGUCCCUUCUCCUCUGACCCCGAAGGUGGAGAAGCACCUGAGUCUGUGGGAGGCACAAGCAUUUGAACGCUUCCUCACACUGAGAGUUUGACAGUUUCUCUGCUCUUCAGACCCCACGCUCAGUGAGUCACUGUGUUUUCAAGUCUCUUCACAAGUGUUUUCUGUCAGUUCUGUCACACUAAGGCUGCACUGAGUUGAAACAAGCAUUCUCUGCCAUGUGCUCUUGACUGGGAACUUGGGCCUUUCAGGAGAAACAGGAUGAUGUUUCCUUUGGUAUCUAGGGCGGGGUGGCAGCAUGUCCCCUUCUGUCUGCUGCCACUGCACAGGCCGUCCCAGCACUGCUCUGGGUUGCAUAAGCAAGCCCUGCUCUUCUUUGCUGCUAAGCAACUUCUCUCCCACGAAGGAUGCGGUGAGGGGAGAGGUUUUCAAGUGCAGCUCAGAGGUGCAGAGGCGGCUGAGGGAAGGAGUGCAGAGGGAGCGGGGGUGGUGGUGGGGGUGCUACUAGAGGCUGCCAAGGAGCCAAGCUUGCAUAAUCUUCCCCCCACCGCUCCUGAAAGAGAGCAGGGUUUAGACACCUCCCAGCAAUGAGGGACUAGGCUCACAGCUCAGGGCCUAGAGGUCCCUAAGAGUGGGAAAUGCUGGCAGCUUCCAGAGGGUC